Messenger RNA from Hymenoscyphus albidus, 1078 nucleotides. NCBI's taxonomy places the organism in Eukaryota, Fungi, Ascomycota, Leotiomycetes, Helotiales, Helotiaceae. The record is from the annotation of a GenBank genome assembly.
UUUUAUCUAUUUAUUCUUUUUUAUUGAAUUCGGCGAGGGAAUCUUCAGCUCCUUCCACCUUCCUUCUCUUCUUGCCCUCCAAACGAAUUCAACCUCCCUUCCUCUCUCCCAUCUCCCCUCCACCUCAUCCCACCCACCCUCCAACCCCUCAAAAUGGUCUUCUUCCUCAGCGUCCGCGAAUCCACCACCCACCCAGGAACAAUCGAACCCGAUAUCUCCAUGCCCAGCGCGCCAACCGUCAAAGCUGGCCUCAAGGAAUACCUCACGACCUGGGACCGCAGCGAUUCGGCUGCUUUUGCACGCCGCAUCGCGGUCUUUGUGGCGUUCGGUCUCCAUGUGCCUAUGAAUGUUAUUAGUCUGCUGAGUAGGAGUGGGUUGAGUUUUAUUCUGGGGGAGCUGUUUAGUGUGUUGAAUUUGGUUUGUGUUGGGUUGGCGCUUUGGAAGAUUGGUAGGUUUUUUGUUUAUGUCUGAUUGAUUUUUUUGGAGUUUGGGAAGGGGGGUUGGGGGUGUAAUUGAGCUCAGAAGGGGGUGCAGAGGGGUUUUAAAGCUGGGGUACUGUAUACAUACCUGUGGAUCCUCGAAUGCGAAUAUAAGCGAAAGGGAGAAAACUGUCCAAGAAAAAAACUACCAUCAACCACUCGUGGAGAUUCCAGAUCAACAUAGAAGCGAAACUGAAGAAGAAGCUAACACAUGUUCAUGGACAGAUCUUAUGAGAGGAAGUAGACUAUUCUACAACAGACUGUAAGUCCACCCAACAUCCCAAUACCAGUCUCUUCCCCACCCACCACCCCAAAACCCCUUUCAAUAUCCAACCUUCGAAAAGAGACCAAUAAACUGACCAGAUGACAGAUAUACGCGUCUUCACUUCGAUUACGCAAUCCUCGGUCUUCUGCUAUCAUAUGCUCUCUUAUUUGCCAUGCUACUUUGGGGGAAGAUGGUGAAUAAGAGCUGCGAGUUUUACGCCUGUCCAUUCCGUUCUCUCGCCGCGAUGGCUUUUUUGUGAAUAGCCGAGGAAUAUAAAUCGUGAUUGUGGUGAGCUAAUGCUAAAUAGUUUUCGUAAUCAUCCGUGUGAUAUGGC